This is a messenger RNA of Anisakis simplex (herring worm), 531 nucleotides long. NCBI's taxonomy places the organism in Eukaryota, Metazoa, Nematoda, Chromadorea, Rhabditida, Anisakidae. The record is from the annotation of a GenBank genome assembly.
UUCAGAGGAGAAUCUAUUGGAAACAUCAAUUUUCAAGAGACGUUUUUUGAUUGUUUGAAUGGAAUCAUUAAUGUAUUCAGCAAGAAACGUGAAACGGUGCCAGAUUUACCGUUGUGGUUAUGGCAUUCAUUCGGUUCGAUGUCGGCAUUGCUUCAGGAGGUCAUCUCAAUAUAUCCUGCCAUAAUGCCACCGACAUUGACUGCGGCACAGUCGAAUCGUGUUUGCAAUGCACUUGCCUUGAUGCAGUGCGUGGCUGCGCAUAAAGAGACCAGAACUCCUUUCUUACAAGCACAUAUACCUCUCUUCUUGUAUCCAUUUUUACACACAACAAAAACGACACGUCCAUUCGAAUACCUUCGCCUCACAUCGCUCGGCGUUAUUGGUGCACUCGUUAAAACCGAUGAGCAGGUAUGUUCUCUGCCUUUAUACGCGUUUCAAUGCCUUCAUCAUUUCAAAUCGAUAAAUUUUAUGCAGAACAAUGGAAAAUGUUUGAAACGCAAUUUCAAUCAGCAUUUCUGUGUAAAUCAUUAA